CAGUUUAGGUAAAUCCUCAAGCUCCUGCCUCUGAUUGUCAUGGUUUUGGGAAUCUCUCUAACCCAUAUGCAGAAACACCAUCAGGAGUUAAAGGCAGUACUUUACUUUACAACGGGCUUAGCUCUGUGAGAGUACGGAUGCUCAAAGCGGUAGGGGAAGUGCACUAGGGAGACGAUGGGAAUGUCGGGGAGCCGUAGGCUAGGGAGUGGCAGCGUGGAGAGCGAAGGAGGUAGACAGCGGGGCUAGGAUCUGCCAGGAGACUCUCCGAACCAGAGGACGGACCACACGAUCGGACAGGAACCCGGCGUUGGAGAAUACCACAUAAGCGGACACUCUGGCGUCGGAGGAUCGGUCGCCGGCUCUUCUUAUGCUCCAGCUGAUGAAGGGAAAAUACUUGCAGAUGUGCAGAGGAGGUUCGGGAAGCUCGGAUCCAUCCCGCUCUCUGAGGACAUCUAGUGCGGAGCGGUGGAACUAGCAGAGAACUCCAAUUUCCCACAAAGUUAUUGAGAAAAGAAGACGGGACCGCAUUAACCGUUGCCUGAACGAACUGGGAAAAACCGUACCGAUGGCGCUGGCUAAGCAGAACUCUGGAAAACUGGAAAAAGCUGAAAUCUUGGAGAUGACUGUUCAGUACCUACGAGCUCUGCACUCCGCGGAUUUUCCCCGUGGGAGAGAAAAAGGCGAGCUGCUGGCUGAAUUCGCAAACUACUUCCACUAUGGAUACCACGAGUGUAUGAAGAACCUGGUGCACUACCUGACCACGGAAGACAGAGCUGAGACCAAAGACAUCAAGUACGCGCGGAUCCUCGCCUUUUUACAGUCCAAGUCUCGCGCGGUCACCGACCCCGUGUUCGGCUCCGUGGGCUCGAUGUCUGACCCACCCGACUAUCUUGGCCACCUGCACUCCUCCCCGGAGCACCAGAGCCACAGCCCCUCGGACUCAGUGUACCAGCAGAGCGCAACAGGACACUUCUCAUGGCACGGCUCCGGACGCAGUCAGGGCAUUUCCUAUCCUGCGGUGCCGCUCUCUGCGCACACGCAGCAGCACGGAGGAUACUUGUCGCCGGUGCAGGGACUCGAUCACCAUUACUUCAACUUUAUAGGUCACACGCACGCAAACACGUUCAGUUUGCAUAGCGCUCAGCACGCCAUGUAAAAAUGAAUUAGCUCUAUUUUAAAUUAUGUUUUUAGAUCAUGUAAAUACAAUAUGAAUAAAUACACUAUUUCUCCCUAAAA
This is a messenger RNA of Xiphophorus hellerii (green swordtail), 1236 nucleotides long. RefSeq names its product helt bHLH transcription factor (gene helt). The record is from RefSeq and is a predicted model, not a curated record. Gene Ontology annotation, molecular function: protein dimerization activity; DNA binding. Gene Ontology annotation, biological process: regulation of DNA-templated transcription. The transcript is spliced from 4 exons. The coding region runs from base 566 to 1156 and encodes 196 amino acids. Lineage: Eukaryota; Metazoa; Chordata; Actinopteri; Cyprinodontiformes; Poeciliidae.